This is a messenger RNA of Cuscuta europaea, 1346 nucleotides long. NCBI's taxonomy places the organism in Eukaryota, Viridiplantae, Streptophyta, Magnoliopsida, Solanales, Convolvulaceae. The record is from the annotation of a GenBank genome assembly.
CACCUUUUUCAAAAUUCAAAUCUAAAUCCCCUCGUGUCAUCACCUUAAUCCUCUCAUCCUCACACAAGCAAGAAUUCUUACUGAGUUAUUCUUAUACUUUUCAUAUUAACAUUACAGUACAUAAUACUACCAAAACCAGGCAGCUUCCUUUUACAUUUGAUGAAUCUUGAUCCCAUAUAUAGCAUCAAAAACGAAGAAAGUGAUGGGAAAUCAUUGCGGGAAAAGGAAACAGAUUGCUCUGUCGAAACAGGAGAUGACAGCAGUUGGCCCCACUUCGAGGAAGAGGAUUACAUAGUUUUCUGCUUCUCCGAGGAUGGAGAAAUUCAUGCAAUGGAGGAUAGGAAAUCAGAGCCUUCCAAUAAUCUUCCUAGUACAAACAAAAAGUUGAGACAUGUUAGCCGCAAGCUGAAGUACGGGGAAAAUGAAGAGAAAAACUAUAGUGGGAGCUACAGAGACAUUGUUCUAUCAUUUGAAAAGGGUGAGGAGAGCGGGAGCGGAGAUACGGAUGCAGAGUGGGAAGGAGAAGAAGGGACUAAAGAGACAAUUUGCCCAAGAGAGGAGGAGGGCAUUUUGGAACCUUCUGGAUCAAGUGCCUAUGAUCAUCCCUCAAAUGCCAGUAGAGGUUCCUUUGCCUUUCCAGUGUAAGUUGAACUUCAUUCACAUCCAGUCACUUCAGUGUUUUUUAGUGUGUUUCUUGAAUUCAUAUGUACUUAUGAGAGCUUUGGAUAUUGCAGAUUAGGGUGGGAGUGGGUGGGAAGUCCAGUUCACAUGCCUAAACCAGAUGGUCCAUAUUUAAAGAAGCAUAGAGCCCGUCGCCUUUUCGUACAAUGUUGUAGAUUUUGAUUCACUCUGAUCAAGUUUUCAUUUUUACAAUUGGUACAAUUGUUAUGUCAGGAGUACAUUUGGUCAUACAAAACCUCAAGACAAAUGGAGUGUCCACUUUAAAGUACAUUUCUUUCUUGCUUGGUGAUAGAAAGAAAAAAAUAUAAAUAUUGGUUUAUUAUUUGAUUGUGUUGUGUAUAGGAAAUAUAGGCAAUUUCUAUGUACAAUUACAAUUUUCUGUGUUUUAUUUGUUUCCAAAUAGGUUCGUUCAUGUGAGCUUGUUUAUGCAGUUGUAGGCUUGUAGCCAAUUAUUACCUUCAAUUGAUACAUACACAAAUCUUCAGGAUAGACCCUAAAAAUGGAGCAGAUAAUCUAAAUUCAUUUAAAUCUUCUUUUUUGGAUGGAUAGUGAUGAGGGGAAGAUUUUGAAGAAUUAAGUCUAUAAAUGUUGGCGCACAUUUGAAAUUUUAUACUCCGUACAAAUUAAAGAAAUUGACUCGGGCCAGUCCGGUUCCGGUUCCGGGC